Molecule: messenger RNA, 528 nt
Organism: Lactuca saligna
Lineage: Eukaryota; Viridiplantae; Streptophyta; Magnoliopsida; Asterales; Asteraceae
Source: the annotation of a GenBank genome assembly
AUGGAAAACUUACCGGUGGAACUCAUGGUCGAUAUUCUCUCAAGACUUCCUGUAAAAACAAUCAUCCACUGCAAGUGUGUAUCCAAGAAGUGGCUGGAUCUCAUUUCUGACUCUUACUUUGCCAAUCUUCAUCUCCAUAAAUCACCUUCAAGCCUCAUGAUUCAUCAUAAUUCUGAAAAUGAAAUGACUGGUUGUUUAUGCCAAUCUGAUACUUUUGAUUCUCAAUUCACGAUUUGGGUGAUGAAGGAAUAUGGGGUCAACAAAUCUUGGCGUAGAGAGGUGAUUAUCAAGAAAAGUGUUAGUCGUGAUCUAGAUUGGUUGAUGUGGGAACCCGUUUACUUGAUUGAGGGUUUAAAUGAUGGAACUAUUUUGAUGGUGUAUUAUCAAGAUAAAUUGUUGGCGUAUUGUCUUAAGAGGAAAACAAUUGAAGAUGCGGAAAUUUUUGAUCGGUAUUUCACUGGAAUGGCUUAUUGUCCAAGCUUUCUUAAACUUCAGAACUUCAAAUCAGAGAGAUUUCAUGUGUUGUAA